Molecule: messenger RNA, 1460 nt
Organism: Condylura cristata (star-nosed mole)
Lineage: Eukaryota; Metazoa; Chordata; Mammalia; Eulipotyphla; Talpidae
Gene: CCDC85C
Product: coiled-coil domain containing 85C
Exons: 8
Coding region: 1-1434 (477 amino acids)
Cellular component (GO): apical junction complex
Source: RefSeq, a predicted model, not a curated record
AUGGCUGAGCAACAGCGAGCCGGGACUUCAGAUGUCGCGCGCGGCGGCCGCUGCCGGCGGCUUCUUCCCGAGGAGGAUUUUGUAAAUCUCACAAAAUGGCGCGCGCUCCGAAGCUGCGCAGCGAGAAGCGCCGGGCCCGGGCGGCGGCGGCGGCGGCUCCUCCGCCAGGCGAGCCGAAGCGCCCGCCCCCAGUCCCCGCACCGACAGACGCGCACCCACACACACUCACACUCGCGCACGCACCCUCGCCUGGCACACGCUCCGCACACACACGCUCACACUCACACCGGUCCCGCCCGCUCGCCGGCGGCGGCAGCGGCACCAACAGCAGCAGCAGGAACAGCAGCGGCCGCGGCGGCGGCGGCGGCGUCGGAGGAGCUGAGCCAGGUGCCGGACGAGGAGCUGCUGCGCUGGAGCAAGGAGGAGCUGGCGCGGCGGCUGCGGCGCGCGGAGGGCGAGAAGGUGGGCCUCAUGCUGGAGCACGGCGGCCUGAUGCGCGACGUGAACCGGCGGCUGCAGCAGCACCUGCUGGAGAUCCGCGGCCUCAAGGACGUGAACCAGCGGCUGCAGGACGACAACCAGGAGCUGCGCGAGCUCUGCUGCUUCCUGGACGACGACCGGCAGAAGGGGCGCAAGCUGGCGCGCGAGUGGCAGCGCUUUGGGCGCCACGCGGCCAGCGCCGUGUGGCACGAGGUGGCCCGUUCGCAGCAGAAGCUGCGCGAGCUCGAGGCGCGCCAGGAGGCCCUGCUGCGGGAGAACCUGGACCGCGACGUGGGGGACGGCAGCAGCACGUCGAGCGCCGGCAGCGGUGGCAGCCCGGAUCACCAUCACCACGUCCCGCCCCCGCUGCUGCCCCCGGGGCCGCACAAAGCCUCCGACGGCAAGGCCAUUGCCACCCGCAGGUCCCUGGACGACCUGUCGGCGCCACCGCACCACCGCAGCAUUCCCAACGGUCUUCACGAUCCCUCGUCCACCUACGUCAGGCAGCUGGAGACCAAGGUGAAGCUGCUGGAGGGUGACAAGCUCCUCACACAGCAUCAGCAGGCAGGCCCAGGCGAGUACCGGACGCUGCGGAAAGGCUUCUCCCCGUAUCACUCCGAGUCCCAGCUGGCGACCCUGCCACCCUCCCGCCAGGACUCCCUGCAGAACGGUCCGGCUGGUGUGGCCCCCGAGCUGCCCUCGCCCCCCUCGGCCGGCUACAGCUCCGUGGGGCAGAAGCCCGAGGCCGUCGUGCACGCCAUGAAGGUGCUGGAGGUGCACGAGAACCUGGACCGGCAGCUCCAGGACAGCUGCGAGGAGGACCUGAGUGAGAAGGAGAAGGCCAUCGUCCGGGAAAUGUGCAACGUGGUGUGGAGAAAGCUGGGGGACGCCGCCGGCUCCAAGCCCUCCAUCCGGCAGCACCUGUCGGGCAACCAGUUCAAGGGGCCCGUGUAAGGCGCUCUCAGGGAUGUGACCGCCCG